UUUCACUUUCUACUUGUCGCAAAUGGCAGCAGGAACAGCAACAUUAGCUCAAGUAGUCGAGCCUUAGAAGUUAAAACUACCAGCUAACUACCAAACCAGCAUUACAGCAGCUCAGAGCUUUUGUAAAAGGCUAAUUUGUAGUUGCAAAGGUGUUUCCUGUGUCUUCCACACCACUACCCUCUCUGCUGCUAUGAGCUACGGUAAAGCUGAGGAGUGAAGGCCUACCUGCCAGGAUGCCUGUUGAAAACCAAGAGGAGAGGACAGUGGAGGUGCUGGGGUUGCCUCAAGCAGUGGACGAGGAGCUCCUCUACCUCUACUUUGAGAAUAAAAGGCGCUCGGGGGGAGGUCCACUCAGCUCCGUGGAUAAACAUGGUGACCGUGCCGUGUUAGUGUUCGAGGAGCCAAAUGAUGCGGCACGAGUACUGUCUAAGGGGCACCAUGUUCUGCAUAAUGCUGAACUGACUGUGAGAAAGCCUGCCUCAAAGGACAACUGCAGGCUCCUGCUGCGGGGGGUCAGCCCCAACACCAACAUGGAGCUGAUUGAGCUCUAUGUGGAGAACAUGAUGGAGCUGGAUGAGGAAGACUACACCUUGUCUCGUUCACCAGGGCAAGAUCUCGUCCUCAUCCACUGCCGUCAACCCUUCUCUCAAGAUUUCCAAAACCUUCAAGCAAAGAUCUCCAAGAAGACACUAGAUGGAACCAAGAUAACGCUUGAGCAAAUUGAGCAGACCGACUCCAUCUUAGUGGAAAACCUGCACCCCGGCAUCACAAGGGACAUGAUGAUGUUGUACUUUGAGAGCAGGCGAGGAGGGGAUCAGAAGGUGAAGGAGAUCGUCAUGAUGUCAGAGAGCAUAGCCAGGGUGGCUUUUGUCGAGUUUGAAUCUGUGGCCACUGUCCUGGAUCGACCACACAGACUGGAGAAUACUGACCUAGUUGUGAGGCCGUACUUUGAUUUUCUUGAACCCACAGAAAGCUCCACAUCACAGGGCUCUGAAAAUGGAUGUUUAGAUAACAGCACAGAUAACCUACAGAGUCCAGGUCCUGUUGAAAUGCAGCCCAGUUCUCCCACAGUGGUUAGUGCCAGCAACCAGCCCUCCCAUCAGACUGCCUCAGAACCUGUCGCUGCCCAGGAAGCAGUAGUCGAAGAAGAGGCGGAAGAAGUCAUGGAGGACGUCGCAGAGUACACAGAGACUCUUUCAAGCCACAUUGCGAUCACUGAACCAGAGAAACUUGCCUUGUGUAAACUCAGUACUCUCCUACAUGAUAUUGAACAGGCCCACUCAGACUUCAACAUCCAAAUCAAAGAUGAUGGCAUACACAUUACAGGACCUGACAAACCUAAAAUGGAGCAACUUAAGAACACCAUUUUGCAGUUUCUUGGCAGUGUUGCUCAGAAACAUUUGACCUUUGACCCAGACAAGGCUCAGUUCCUGGCGAAGAAGGAGGUCAGAGAAAGGCUACAGAAAACUCUGAAUCAGCUGGGGCUGCCCACUAUAUACACUGUGACAGACUGCGUUGUCGUGGUAACAUCACUGUCUCCCGACGCGGUUAGCAAGGUGUGUGAAGUUUUGAAAUCCCAGCUUUCGGACUUCAGCAUACCAGUGGCUACAGAAUAUGAGUUUGUGCUGUAUACCAAGGAGUGGUCCGAGUUCCUUCAGACUCUAAGUUUCUCCUUGGUAAGGGUACCAGAGAGAGGAGGAAAGGUUGAUGUUCUGACUCUGAAAGGGAUGGAGAAUGAGAAGCAGACCAAAAUCAAAACGUUUGUCAGUACACCAAUUGAAAGGGAAACCAUAAUUUCCAUGGAGCCAGGAAUGCUGAAAUACAUCCAGAUCCAUUGCCAUCAGUUGCUGGCAGACAUGGAAGAAGUAUCUAUUUUUCCAUUAGAGGGGGAGGAGGUUUGCGGUUUAAAGAUCCACGGUAAUGUUGUGGCUUGCCAAAUCGCUGAGGAACUGUUGCAAGGUGUGGUCGCCUCAAUCUGUACCAGAACCCUCACAAUCAGUGAGCCGGGAAUUGCACGGUUCCUGCUUGGAGAAGAGUGCAAAGGUAUCCUGAAAGAAAUGGAGACAAAAUUCCAGGUCUUCAUCAGUCUAGACAAGGUGCACUGGAAACCUCUACAGAAUGAGGACAUAUUUGAAGCUGCAUGGAAAAUGGUGUCCCACCAAAACUUUCAGAAAGUCUCUUUGAAUGGUUCUGCACCGAACAUAAAGACUGAUAUGAUCCAAACUCAGAGCUUCAACCAUAAAGGGGCUCCUGACAAAGGCCUUUUAGAGGAGGCAAAGAGAAUUGUUUCAGCCAUUGAUGAAACAAUGGAGGUAAGCCAGUCCAGUUCAGACAGACACACUGACAUGGAGGAAGAGGAUCUCUAUACGACGGGGGAACCUAGCAGCCUGUCAGACCAAGACGCUGAUGUAAUUGUAGUUACACCUCAGGCCUCAGCUGAAGGCAGUGCUGCAAGUGAUGGAGCUCCGGGCUUUCCUCCCAGUGAUCUGGAAGAAGAGGCCCAGCUAUCUCUAGCCAUCCAGUACUCCAUGGAGUCAACGAAUAGAUCUGUUGUUGACGAGGAAGACGAGUUGCAAAAAGUCCUGGAGCUGUCCAAGAUUAUUCAACAUGAAGGUCCCUCUGAUCACAGCAGUGACAGCUCCCGACUGGACAAGGGUAUUCAUACUUCGCUAGAGGACGCCAUCAAGGCAGCCAACACAGUCCAGAUAUUUGUGUUUGCAGGUUACACCUGUGACCUUAUACGAGUGGAUAUAGCUCUUGGGAAGAAGAUUACUAUGAGAAAGACUAAAGAGAGCUUGGAGCAUAGGUGCCUGAGGAGAGUGUCAGAGUUCCACAAGAGGUGUAUAGACGUAAUCAAGAGGAAGCAUGCAGUUGAGAUUCAGAUCCAGGGCACCAUAAUCACCGUUUCUGGGCUCAAGGACUAUGUGGCUGAAGCCAUGCCUGAUGUGAAGCUGCUGCUGGAUAAGAUGUCCACCACUGUGUCUGAUAGCGAAAUCCUAAAGACAGUCCAAUGGGUGCAGCAUGAUCCAGCCUCAGCAGCCACAACACCUUACCCACAAGAUAUUAUAGUUUUCCUAGAGAGUGCCUGGAGGAUGAAACAGAAGAAGGUUGACAUCUUGCUGAACAAUCAGCCCCACAUCAUUAACUUUGAAAAGAUGCAGGAAUACAACAUAGCCUCAGGGGGAUCUGUGAAAAUCUCCAGGAAAAUGAUCAGUUCAGAGGACUUGCUUGCAGAUGUCCCAGAAGAGGAAUACUCUGUACUGGCAAAUCUGCCAGAAGCAUCCAAGGUGGAUGAGGAUUCUGAUGAAUUUCAGGAUGUGGUGAAGAAUUUUUAUGACACCAUUCAAGAGUACCACAGCAAAAUAAGAAUCAUACAGGUGGAGAAGCUGAUGAAUCGGCUGUUGUACAAUCAGUACAGGCUGAAGAAGGCAAGCGUAUUGCAGAAUGCCACAUAUCCAGAAGUUGAACGGACUCUUUACCAUGGCACAAGCGAGGCGAGUGUCAAAGAGAUAUGCGUCCACGGAUUCAACAGAAGCUUUUGUGGAAAGAACGCCACUGUUUAUGGACAGGGGGUGUAUUUUGCCGUGAACUCAGCGCUGUCUGUCCAGGAUCAGUACUCCCCUCCAAAUUCAGAUGGACACAAGUAUGUAUUUGUGUCAAAAGUGUUAACAGGGGACUACACCACCGGCUGUCACUCCAUGAAGACAGCCCCUCUGAAGGAGACUGCUGGCAUUCCCCUCAGAUACGACAGUGUAACAGACAACAUUACCAAACCUUCAAUGUUUGUCAUCUUCAAUGAUACACAGGCUUAUCCAGAAUACCUCAUCACAUGCCAGAGAAUCCACCGCUGAGGAAAUGGGGUUGUAGAUUCGAUCAUCGCUAUAAAAUUUUGAGAAAGAACUGCUUUUGCCAUGAUUUUUCUGCAGCAAUGGAAAAAGUGCAAUUGCUACGAGAAGGGCUAAAUUGUCCGUGUAUUUUUGUUUAAAUUUCAUCAUUUAUCCUAUUUUUUAUGUGAUUAUGCUGUUUUAGUUUUGAGCUACCUACUGGACGAACUGCACUGCUACCUUGCAUAUCACAUCCACUGUGCACUUAAUUCUAAUUGCAUAUGUAUAUUGUUUCUUUUAAUAAAUCAGUCAGAUGUGACUAAAGCCAAAUGUG
This is a messenger RNA of Myripristis murdjan (pinecone soldierfish), 4158 nucleotides long. It is a transcript of the gene parp10, whose product is annotated as poly(ADP-ribose) polymerase family member 10. Gene Ontology annotation, molecular function: nucleic acid binding; NAD+ poly-ADP-ribosyltransferase activity; transcription corepressor activity. The transcript is spliced from 11 exons. Gene Ontology annotation, cellular component: nucleus; cytoplasm. Gene Ontology annotation, biological process: negative regulation of gene expression; protein poly-ADP-ribosylation. The record is from RefSeq and is a predicted model, not a curated record. Lineage: Eukaryota; Metazoa; Chordata; Actinopteri; Holocentriformes; Holocentridae. The coding region runs from base 234 to 3851 and encodes 1205 amino acids.